Molecule: messenger RNA, 519 nt
Organism: Cooperia oncophora
Lineage: Eukaryota; Metazoa; Nematoda; Chromadorea; Rhabditida; Trichostrongylidae
Source: the annotation of a GenBank genome assembly
AUGCAUGAUGUUGACCUGUUGCCACUAAAUCCAGAGAUUAGUUACGGAUUUCCUGGCGAAGGUGUUGUGAGGCACAUUUCUGCACCACAAUAUCAUCCCAAGUAUAACUACUCGAAAUUCAUUGGCGGCGUGUUAAUGCUAACAAUGGACGAUUACAAAGCUGUAAACGGCAUGUCGAACAAGUACUGGGGUUGGGGAUUGGAAGAUGAUGAGUUUUAUCUGAGGAUAAUGGACGCUUCAUUGAACCUCACAAGGGUUGCAAACCUUUCCACGAAUCGUUUCAAUACGUUCCGUCAUAUUCAUGGUGUCGACAGAAAACGUGACUACGCUGUUGUGACAAAGGAUCAGAAGGCCAUGAAAAGAAGGAGGGAUCACGUCUCAGGUCUGAAUAGUGUGAGGUACAACAUCACCGCCCGUCGAAGUCUGUCUUACGGUGAAGCUACGGUAAAUGUAGUCGAUGUGCAUCUUUACUGUGAUAUGAAAUGGACCCCAUAUUGCAAGUUCAAGUCUAGUCGGUAA